Messenger RNA from Sapajus apella (tufted capuchin), 1152 nucleotides. It is a transcript of the gene CNPY1, whose product is annotated as canopy FGF signaling regulator 1. The record is from RefSeq and is a predicted model, not a curated record. Bases 549 to 860 code for a protein of 103 amino acids. The transcript has 4 exons. Lineage: Eukaryota; Metazoa; Chordata; Mammalia; Primates; Cebidae. Gene Ontology annotation, cellular component: endoplasmic reticulum.
CUCCGUUACCAAGGGCGAGGGGUGCUCUUUGACCCGCGCCCGGGGCGGAGGUGGUGGCCGCGGGGUCCCACUGAAUCCUCGCCGGAUGCCGGAGGGAGAGGGGCGCGCGGGGACGUGCACCAGCUGUUCCCAAAGAAGGCAGCCGAGGAGCCCGCCCGCGAGAAGGGGAGCCCGUCCGUGAGCCCCUUCCUCUCCAGCCCCGCGUCCGCCCCAGCCCGGGGCAGCGCGCGGAGGCAGCGCGGGGGACGCGCCGCCGAGGGCGCGCCGCCGAGGGCCGGACUUUGGGCCUCCCCAACUUCUCCCCGCUGAGGGGGUCUGAAGCCAGCUGAGCGCGCGCGCUCUCUCUCCCUCUCCCUCCCUCUCCCUGUCUCUCCCCCUCCUGUCUCUUGCUCUCUCUCCUGACGGGUACUUGGAUAAUAACAGCCAUUUUCCGUGCGUCAUGCUUUUCGCUACAUGCUCAGUGACUCUAAACAUGAUUCUAUGCAGAGAUCCCCCUAGCCCAGUCGGAGGCGUUCCUAACGGACCUUUUGGAGAAAGUGUGUGAGCGAAUGCGCGACUACAAGCUCGAAGAAGACCCUGUGACGAAGGAGAGAACUUUCAAGAGAUUUGCUCCUAGGAAAGGAGACAAAAUAUACCAAGAAUUUAAAAAAUUCCAUUUUUAUUCUGAUGCUUACAGACCUUUGAAAUUUGCGUGUGAAACUAUAAUAGAAGCGUAUGAAGAUGAAAUAUCCUCACUUAUCGCCCACGAGGCACACUAUCUCGCUGACAAGCUGUGCAGUGAAAAAUCAGAUCUGUGUGAGGCUUCUACUAAUCACCCUGAGCUCCAGGAACGCCGCGCUGCUGGCUGUAAAGAGGAGUAGUCAUCACACCCCAAAGGUCAAUGUCUGCAUUUUGUGUUUGCAUGUUGUCUCUCAUGACAAGAAACUUUGUCUCUUGUUUAUGCUGUGUUUGUCUCCAUUUAUGGUUUAUUUUGAAAAUCUGUUGUUUGACAUCAAGACAAACCGUGAGGUUUUUUUUUGUAGGUAAAGCUGAGGAGUACAUAAACUUAAAUUAACCUUUGCAGAUUUUGAUAAAUCAAGCUUGACAAUAAAGCAUUUAAUUCUGCAUUGGGGAAAAUAGUGAAGACAUUUCAUAAACAAAAUAGAGAUUUCA